Trichomonas vaginalis G3 is the source of this 576-nucleotide messenger RNA. RefSeq lists its product as uncharacterized. The record is from RefSeq and is a predicted model, not a curated record. The coding region runs from base 1 to 576 and encodes 191 amino acids. The transcript has a single exon. Lineage: Eukaryota; Parabasalia; Trichomonadida; Trichomonadidae.
AUGAAAGUUUUUAACACAAAGCUUCAAACGGUAGUGAGAGAACAACUGACUGCGGAAGGGCAUCCAUUACCUUCAGAAGUUACCAUAGCAUAUAAUUUUGAAACAAACUCAAUAGAUUUUAAAGUCGUCUCUGCAAAGAAGUCAGGUUUUACAUUUAAUGAAGCAGAUGUAUAUUCGAAUGAAAACUUCAAAGCUAUUGCAUGGUUAGAUAAUGACGAUUGCUUUAAGAAAAUAUUUAAAUACAGUGACUCAACGAUGUCAAUAGAUGACCUUCGUGGAAUGUUACCAUCGACGUUUACAGUAGAAGGUUCAGCAGAAUUGCUUACAAGAUUGUCAAUUGGUGGUAUUUGGUCUCGUGAGAACAUUGUUAUAAAAUCCAGUAUAAGUGAAUUUGCUGAAGAAUCUAUAUUAUGUCUUUCAAACUACAUGUAUUCGCCGCCGAAGCAUUAUAGUAUAACAAACUUUGUCAGUAAGUUUAACAUAAGACUUGUCGAACCUUCUUCAAUGAAAGAUGUUGUGCUACCAAAAGACGGAAAGGAUGGACUCAUUAUUGAGAUGAUUUUAAUAGCAUAUUAA